Molecule: messenger RNA, 2778 nt
Organism: Diaporthe citri
Lineage: Eukaryota; Fungi; Ascomycota; Sordariomycetes; Diaporthales; Diaporthaceae
Exons: 1
Coding region: 1-2778 (925 amino acids)
Source: RefSeq, a predicted model, not a curated record
AUGAUACGGUGGCAUGAGACACACUGUCGUCGCCCUGAAAUUGUGACGAUUGACAGCUUACCGUACUGCAAUAACUGUCAUGCCCUGGCACCACCUCCGGCUGAAGCGGCACCUAACAUCUCGGAACGGGUUCCACAAACGAAGCCACAGCCAACUGGUGAUGACCGCCCGAGCUUAUGGUGGCCACCACAGAUUCAAUUUCUCGACCAGAAUGCCCCUGCUCAGCUCACUCGGGCGAGUCUGCCUCUGGAUGGACCACAACGAAGACAUCAUGCCGUCGCGCCGGCCGUCCCCGAGAAUGAAGAUCACAACCCUUUGUACAACACCCUAGAAGUCAACGAGAUCAGACUCCUCCACCUGAACUGCGGAGAACCCGAGGAGGCUCUGCAUGGCGAAUACCAGAUCGUACGGAAUAUGGAUUUCGAGGAGGCUGGCGCGCAUGAACCCGGCUACGACUGUCUCUCAUACGUGCAUGCGGAAACUCCAGGUGAAAUUAAGUGCACCGAGGUCAUAUACCUCGGAGAAUUUUGGGACAUGCUCUGCAUCUCAAAGACGUGUGCAGAAGCACUACGGCACAUGAGACACCAGAAAGGCCCCCAGAGAGUCCUAUGGGUGGAUUCCAUCUGUAUCAACCAACACGACCAAGGGGAGAAGUCAAGCCAAGUCAGAUUGAUGGCAAACAUCUUUUCACGCGCUCGUCAAGUCGUCGCGUACCUUGGGCCUCCUUGCCAGACCAGCAGUGCCGCACUCCGCUGGCUUCGAUUCAUUGAUCACUCGCAGAGACUCAAGUCGACACAAACUUCGAGAAAGAGGAAAUACGGCGAUGCGGACUUUGAACCCGAGCCCCACUCGUCCGAAGGCUUUACUGCAUUUAGGGCCUUUCUGGGUGGGUCCUACUUCCAAAGGAUGUGGACAGUCCUGGAGUUCAUUGUCGCCCAGUCAGUGACCCUCCAGUGCGGAAGCGACACAGCCCCUUGGCCAUUGGCCGGACUGUCCCAGCAUGAGGCCAUUUUGCCAGACUGGAUGGCAUACCGCGAAAGAAGAGCCACAAUAUGCGAGCAGGACCUUCUUCCCCUGCUCAAAUGCACUGCCACCAACAAAUGCGAUGACCCCAGGGACAGGAUUUUCUCAAUUCUAGGUCUGAUCCGAAGAUGGGAUGUCAGCGCUAUUCUUCCAUCGUACGAGCUUUCGGUUGAAGAAGUAUUCAUCGGAAUUACUGCAUACAUCAUAAAAAAGCACAAUGCUUUGAGUACCAUACUGCCUUUGGCCAGCACAAUGAGCCCACUCAAGGGAGGCCUCAAGUUGCCAAGCUGGGUUCCGAACUGGAACAACCAGGCAAUAUAUACAGGUCAUGAAAUUCCAGAAAGAUCAAUCCCGAACGCCAUCACAGAAGAUGCUUUGGCGAAUGUCCAGGCACGGUGGCAGUUCAAGUCUGCCGAGGCUGCUCCCGAAGUUCAUAGGGCCAAUGGGUUUCUUCAAGUCCAGGCUAUCUUAUUGUCGUCCUCUGUUCAACCUUUCUUCAAGCUCAUUCAGCAAGAUGGAAACAUCUCAAUAACACUUGAAUCCCUCUUUCACCCAUUCAGCGCAAGUUGGGGUUUGUGUAGAGAAGGGAUCAACACCGAGAACAAUGACCAGCUGGCGUUCGUUGCCGGCAGAUUUGUGAUCGUCAGGCUCACUAGUGACCAAAAUCAGUAUUACGAUCUUGUACAGACGCUAGGCGAGGACAUCAUAUACUCCUUCCCUCAUUCGGUCGCAGGUAUCAACGAGAUAGAUUUUGGAGACGAAGAUGAACACGACGAAAUUCUCGAACGUUUGCAGCGCAAUAUGUUCACUUCCACUACAGGCCAACCCAACAACAACUCCAUAACAAGUCGCCGCAUCACGCCCAUGAACACUGCGACCCAAGAGCAGCUUUUUGACUUGUGUUCAGCCGUGUUCGGAGAUUCAGAGCCAGAUCGUCCAGCAGGCACGGAUGGCACGUCGGUUCAGACGUCUGAGGCUUCUCGUGCUCGAUUCCUGAAAGUUCGGAGCCGAUUGCUUGACGUUGCCCUCUACAGCCGAAUGGGAUGCUUCCGGGAAGGCAGAAAGCUAUUUCAAGACUUCACGUACUGGAUUGAUAGAUUUCGCUGUUGCAAAUCUGAGGCGUUGGCAUCCAUAGCCUCCCCCGGUCACAAGCUGGAGACUUCUUUAGGGUCGGUUUCUCCCGGUCUGAGUGACCAGGCUAUCGCUUGGACUGAGAGUUGGUGCCUGGGAGAUACCAUGGCAAAGCUAGAUCUUGGGCAUUGUGAGUCUUCAGUUUCGACUGUCAUCAAAUGGCUACAGUCUACGGAACGGCUACUUGCAUUCCUGUCGUCCAACGGCUUUGCAGCAAAGCCGACGCCGAAUAGCGGUCUACCGGGCACUGAACUUGGGAAGACAUGGCUCCUUCACUGGGCAAGCUUCUUAGCGGACACCAUCGCGAAUUCUGAAAGCUCGCCAAAUCUGACACCUGAUGAGUUCAUCAUUUCGGCCGUCUUAAGGCACGCCAUCGACCUUGCAAAGGUCGCCGCCACUCGCAUACCUGACUUUGAAGGGAUCGGCCUUGCCAGACUAACACGAAUUAUGGGAGAAAGACAAGCGAUUUCUGAGAACAUCCGAGUCCUGGAAUGGGUCCAACAUGCGUUCUGGACGGCUGACAUUGGCCAUUUGAGCGAUUUCGAUCAGGACAUGGUCGUCAGGUUGGAGAUGUGGCCACUUGGUCUUGACCUUGACCGAGAAAAGACUAUGGUUAUUAUGUAA